UGACCAGUCCCCUCACGAUGUGGACCUUUCUGGGUAUUGCCUCCUUCAUCUACGUGUAUAAAAAGUGCGGAGACCUCAUGACUUACGCUAAUAAGGAGGUGCUACUCUCUGUGUUAGUGUUUUUCUCCCUUGGCUUGCUGCUAUCGUACAGGUACCGCUUCAGGGGGCCCAAGCAACAGCAGCAGCAGCAGAAGACCCACAUGGGAAUGCUCUCUGAUGUUCUCUCAGCUUUACCACUUAUUGGCUUCUUCUGGGCCAAACCCACCCCAGGAUCUCAACAAGUCGAACAACCCAAAUCCAGAAAGGGUAAAAGAGAAGUAAACUCAGAUGUAUAUCUGACAGACACUGCUCCAAAUACAACACUAUCUCCCCAAUACGAUCCAGAAAUUAUCAUUGUGGGAUCAGGUGUCCUUGGUUCUUCCUUGGCCACGGUGCUCUCCAGGGAUGGAAGAAAGGUGACUGUGAUAGAGAGGGAUCUGAAAGAACCUGACAGGAUAGUUGGAGAAUUGUUGCAACCUGGAGGUUUUAAUGCACUUAGAGACUUGGGUCUUGAAGAUACAGUAGAAGGUAUUGAUUCACAAAUAGUAAAUGGGUACAUAAUUCAUGACAUCGAGAGCAAGUCGGAGGUUGAAAUUCCUUAUCCAACAUCUGAGGAUGGCCGUGUGGCGAGUGGAAGAUCUUUUCAUCAUGGCCAGUUCAUCAUGGGUCUCCGAAGGGCAGCUAUGGCAGAGCCCAAUGCAAAAUUCAUUGAGGGGACUGUGUUACAAUUGCUUGAGGAAGAUGACUGUGUCGUGGGUGUUCAGUACAAGGACAAAGCAACUGGAGACACUAAGGAACUUCAUGCACCACUUACUGUUGUAGCUGAUGGACUCUUCUCCAAGUUUAGAAAAAACCUAGUCUCCAACAAAGUAACCGUUUCAUCCCAUUUUGUUGGUUGCAUUUUGAAGGGUGCACCACAGUUUAAAGCUAAUUAUGCUGAACUUGUUUUAGCUAAAACUAGUCCAGUGCUAAUCUAUCAGAUUUCUUCAACUGAGACUCGGGUCCUUGUUGAUAUUCGAGGAGAAAUGCCCAAAAAUUUAAAAGAAUACAUGAUUGAGAACAUUCAUCCACAGCUACCUGAUCACUUAAAGGAACCAUUCUUAAUAGCAGUUCAGAAUGAUCGUUUAAGGACUAUGCCUGCCAGCUUCCUGCCUCCUUCAGCUGUUAACAAAAAAGGUGUUCUCCUUUUAGGAGAUGCAUAUAAUAUAAGACACCCUCUAACUGGUGGAGGAAUGAGUGUUAUUUUAAAUGAUGUUAAAAUAUGGAGAAGUUUGCUCCAGGAUAUUCCAGACCUUUAUGAAGAUUCUGACGUUCUUAAGGCAAAAAGAACAUUUUACUGGUCAAGAAAAAAAUCUCAUUCUUUUGUAGUAAAUGUUCUUGCCCAGGCACUUUAUGAACUCUUUGCUGCCACAGAUG
Balearica regulorum gibbericeps (East African grey crowned-crane) is the source of this 1455-nucleotide messenger RNA. The record is from RefSeq and is a predicted model, not a curated record. NCBI's taxonomy places the organism in Eukaryota, Metazoa, Chordata, Aves, Gruiformes, Gruidae.